Prunus dulcis (almond) is the source of this 1904-nucleotide messenger RNA. Its product is annotated as F-box protein At2g26850-like. Gene Ontology annotation, molecular function: protein binding. The record is from RefSeq and is a predicted model, not a curated record. The transcript is spliced from 5 exons. Bases 154 to 1344 code for a protein of 396 amino acids. NCBI's taxonomy places the organism in Eukaryota, Viridiplantae, Streptophyta, Magnoliopsida, Rosales, Rosaceae.
GUCAAAUGAAAAAAGAGACAAAUAGUAGGGAUCAUUUUUACCCCUUGUCUCAUCUCCCACAUUAUAUAUUUUCCUUGCAUUCACCAUUGUUUCACUUGCAACUGGUACUUUCUCUUAUUUUCAUUUUAUGCCAAUCUCCAGUCAAUCAAUCAAAUGCUUUACCUCCUAAUUUCUUGUGUCUCGUUCAUCCUUAUUUCCAAGUCCUUCACUCACAAGCCAAUACAAGCAUGGGAGGGUAAGCUAAAAUUGAGUUCUUUUUGGUUUUGGGGUGAGUUUUCAAGUUUUCUUGUGUCCUGGUUCCAGAAAAGUAGGCUUGCUAUUGAGUUGUUCCAACCCAUCAUCUGCAAAUUGAAAAAGAUGAUGACUUUUAGUUCAAGAGUAGAGAAUGUGGAGGAGAGAGACAGUCUCUCUCUCCUGGAUUUGCCUGACUUGACCUUGGAAUGCAUUCUUGAGAGGCUUUCCCCAUCUGGGUUGUGCACUAUGGGAGGAGUUUGUACUUCUUUGAGGGAGAGGUGCAGAGAUGAUCGUUUAUGGGAGAGGCACAUGAUGGAGAAAUGGGGUAGACUGAUUGGGGCUGCUGCCUAUAGAGAAUGGCAAUUACAUGUGGCCUCAAGAAGCAGAGUCAGAAAUAUCUCUGAUCAAACCAAGAAAAAAGGUCCUUUUGAGUCUCUUGUGAGUAAAAUUUGGCCUUUUUCAUGGAUCAGACCAAAAUUAGCAAGUUCUGAUUGCAAAGUGAGGACUAGUUUACCGGUCGAGUCAGUCAUGUCUCUGUAUCUUUCUCUUGAAAGUGGCAAGUUCUGGUUCCCAGCUCAGGUCUAUAACCGUGAGAAUGGUAAUGUAGGCUUUAUGCUGUCUUGUUAUGAUGCACAAGUGAGCUAUGAUUCAAGGACAAACACAUUUCAAGCAAGGUAUUCACCUUAUGGGAGGAGGGCAACAGAGGAUAAUAUUCCAUGGGAUAGACUAAGAGCGGCUCCAGUUGAUACUCCCUCACAUAAGCUUCAUGUCUCUGAUUGUCUGCAUGACUUGAAACCCAGUGAUCAUAUUGAAAUCCAGUGGAGAAGAAACAAAGAAUUCCCUUAUGGUUGGUGGUAUGGUGUCAUUGGUCACUUGGAGUUGUGUGAUGGGCAUGAGAAUCGCUGCCGUUGUCAGUACAGUGAUACAGUAACACUGGAGUUCAGUCAGUACACUCCUGGAUCCAGAUGGAGACAAGUGACGAUAAACAGGAAAGACCAUCGAGAAGAAGGCGAUGAAGCAGAUGGCUUCUAUGGAGGAAUCCGAAAGCUUUACAAUGAGGAGGAAAUUGCAAGGUGGAAGCGCCUCUGGCCUACCCAAGUCCUGGAAUAAGCCUUCCACUCUUACUAAUGACUGCACUGUAAAUAAUUGAGCCCCCUCCCCCCUUUUUGUUACUCUUUUGCUGUGAAUGAUGAGCUUAUAGUCGUAUAGAAGUCAUUCUAAGAGGAUGAAAAUAAUACUCCAUGAUUUUGUUCCCAAAGUAGGAACCUCUAACAGGCAUGGUUGUUGAAGCCCACAUCGGAAAACAGAAGCCUUGCAUCAAAAAAAUUUGUGUCUCGUCACCCAAUAUUUGUUGUCGAUCUUGAGUUGGAUGCUCUAAUUCUUAUUAGGCAGUCACAUACAUGUUGUGUAACUCCCUGCUUUACAUGUUUCUCAUGGUUCAAUGGCUAGUUUUUCUGUGUGUUUAACAUGCCUGUAAGGAAAUAUCAUAUGUUCUGUUAGUAGAAAGCUUGCUGGUUCUCAUUUGGACCAUACUCAUGCGUUCAUGAGCUUCCCACAAAUGAAGGGAUGACCCAAGAAUUUGAAAGAAACUUGUACAUGGAUAAUCUAAAAAUGCAUAUUAUAUAUCUGAAUAAAUUCGAAAUGCAUAUUCUAGAAGAGUUUAUUAUUUU